AUGCCUCGCACCUGGGCUGACAUUGCAGCCUCGAGCUCCUCAGCGCACGCACCAGCUUCGAACAAGGGCAAGAGCAAGGCUCCGCAAUCGGCAAAAGACUUGCUACUGGGAAAGAGCAAGCAGGAGUCUAAAGUCCUCAAUCCUUUGCGCAAGGUGGAAGAUGACGAGGACGAGGCGAUGAGCGAUGUGGAUGGCGACGAUGCUGCGGCGGACGUGGGACAAGACGCAGGGAUGGACAUGGACGAUGACGACGAUUUGCUCAUCGGCUCAUCGAGUGGAUCAAGACCAAACGGCGCAUCUCACACGCUUGAUCAAACGCAUGCAUCCGCUCUCGAUCCUUCCUUGAAGCCCAGCUUUGCGCCACUCACGAGAGCGCAGCAAUCCUCCUCGCAAACAUCUCAGAUCCAGAGCAGGAGAGUACCCAUUCCACCUCACCGGAUGGCGCCAUUGAAGAAGGAAUGGCUCAAGAUCUACACGCCACUCGUAGAGAUGGCUGGCCUGCAAGUCAGGAUGAACAUGAAGCGCAAGAGCGUAGACAUUCGAGUGAGUGUUCGCUGACAGCUGGAUGCGUGCUACUCGGUGAAGCUUGUAGGCAACAAGGCUACAUGUGCUGACCUCAAAAGGUCGCAACACGCUUCCAUUUCGCUUACAGUCCUCCAAGCACACGGAUGAUGCAGGUCAGGUUCAAAAGGGGGCAGACUUUGUGAAAGCAUUUGCUCUGGGAUUCGAAGCGGAUGACGCUAUGGCUCUGUUGCGCAUGGACGACCUUUACGUCGAGACAUUCGAGAUCAAGGAUGUCAAGACGCUUCAGGGUGACCAUUUGAGCCGAGCUAUCGGUGAGUAGUGCAAGUUGAAGAUUUUUGGGGUUGACGGUUCGCCCUGAACAUGGCUUGAUCAUCGAAGAUUCUUGCUAAGUGAUCGCCUUCGCCUCCCUGUCUCGCAGGCCGCAUUGCUGGCAAGGAUGGACGAACGCGAUACGCUAUAGAAAACGCAAGCCGUACGCGCGUUGUGCUCGCAGACAACAAGGUGCGUCGUAUGGUAUUUGUUGCUUUCGUCAACUGGCAUGCUGACGACAUGGAUUGCCUUUUGGCGUCGUCAGAUUCACAUUCUGGGCAGCUUCCAAAACAUCAGGAUUGCGAGAGAUGCAAUCGUCAGCCUCAUCAUGGGUGCCCCACCUGGCAAAGUAUACAACAAGGUGAGAUCACAUGCUGUUCCGUCCAAGUCUUGCUUUUUGCGACUGAUUCCGAGCUUCUCUGCAGCUCAAGGUCAUUGGUGCCAGGCAAAAGCAAAGAGCCUGA
Ceraceosorus bombacis is the source of this 1298-nucleotide messenger RNA. The record is from the annotation of a GenBank genome assembly. NCBI's taxonomy places the organism in Eukaryota, Fungi, Basidiomycota, Exobasidiomycetes, Ceraceosorales, Ceraceosoraceae.